CCGAGCGCCGGUGGGCCGAGCGGCUCCGGAGCGGCCCGAAGGCGCCCGAGCGUCCGUCCUGCCGGACUGCUGGAGGCGGCCGCAGCGCCAUGUUUGAUGCUCCGCUACUUCAGUGAGGAAAAUCCGCCGGCAUCGCCCGAGAGCCGCCACCGCGAAGGGCUCCGCUGCCCCCGGGGAGGGGGACCGAGACCCCCCGCCGCCGGCGGCUCAUGAGCAGCGCGGCCUGAGCCGCCUCCCCCCCUCCCCUCCCCGCCGGCCCCUCUCCCGUCCCCUCCCCGCGCCGAGCCCUCCGGGAGGCGCGUUGUCACGGAGACCGGCGCCGGUGCCGGCCCGCCGCGCUGCCCCGGCCGCCGCACCGGCCCCCGGCCCGCUCCCCGGCUCCCCCCCGGCCCCGGCCCCGCUCCCCGCCGGGGGGUGGUGGCUCCGCUUGGCGAUGAGUUUACCGCAGAAGGCGGCUUUGAAACCCGGCGCGGCGGCAGCGGCGGGGACCGGCCCCGGGAGCGGGGCGGCGGCGGCAGCGGCGGCGGGGCCGCCUCCCCCCCCGGCUCCCCCUCACCCGGCGGCGGCGCCGGCGCCUCACCCCAACAUCAGGGCCUUGCCGCCCCAGCCGCCCCAGCAGAUUCCCCGGGGUCCUGUGCAGCAGCCCCUCGAGGACCGGAUCUUCACUCCGACCGUCUCCGCUGUGUACAGCACUUUUAUCUCCACACAGGUAACACAAGUAGCAAGACAGCCGGGUCCUCCUGCCCCAUCCCCUUACACUGCACAUGAAAUAAAUAAGGGACACCCAAAUCUUGCUGCAACGCCACCGGGACAUGCAUCGUCCCCUGGGCUUUCACAGGCUCCCUACCCCUCAGGACAGAAUGCAGCUCCAACCACGCUGGUGUACCCUCAAGCCCCUCAGACAAUGAACACGCAGCCUCAGACCCGCUCGCCGUUUGCAGCGGGGCCUCGACCUGCCCAUCACCAGGGAGGAUUCAGACCUAUACAGUUUUUUCAGAGGCCUCAGAUCCAGCCUCCAAGAGCCACCAUCCAGAACAGCAGCCCUUCCAUCCGUCCUGGUGCGCAGACCCCCACGGCGGUGUAUCAAACCAACCAGCACAUCAUGAUGGUUAAUCACCUGCCAAUGCCCUACCCGAUGCCUCAGGGCCCCCAGUACUGUAUACCACAGUAUCGUCACAGUGGCCCUCCGUAUGUCGGGCCCCCACAGCAGUAUCCCGUUCAGCCACCAGGACCAGGACCCUUUUAUCCAGGACCAGGUCCUGGAGAAUUCCCCAAUGCCUACGGAACACCUUUCUACCCAAGUCAGCCAGUGUAUCAGUCAGCACCCAUCAUAGUGCCUACACAGCAGCAGCAGCCUCCACCAGCUAAAAGAGAGAAAAAAACGAUCCGAAUCCGGGAUCCCAACCAGGGAGGCAAAGAUAUAACAGAAGAAAUCAUGUCUGGUGGGGGCAGCAGGAACCCAACGCCUCCCAUCGUGAGACCCACUUCCACACCGACUCCACCUCAGCAGCUGUCCAGCCAGGUCCCCGAGCACAGCCCUGUGGUCUAUGGGACUGUGGAGAGCACCCACCUCGCUGCCAGCACCCCUGUCACUGCGACUAGCAACCCGAAGCAAGAAGAGAAGCCAAAACCAGACCCAGUAUUAAAACCUUCUUCUCCAGUCCUCAGACCAGAACCUACUGGGGAGAAAAAAGAUCAAGCUGGCCAGACGACCGAGGCCACCUCAGUGGAAACCCCACCAGAACUUCCUCUUGCUCCAUCGCCAACCCCGGCCGCUCCCAUCGCAGUUGUUCCUGCUGCUGCCACUGCUGCUGUUGUCACCGUUUCUAGUAAACCCACAUUCACAGCUGACUCAGAGGAGAAAUGUGAACUGGCUUCCCCAAAAGAGGAGGCAAUGCCUAUAUCCAAUGCCACACCAUGCACGGACACAUCAGACCCUUCGCCAGCAGAAGAGGCUGAUGCCGAGGUGUGCGAGGAGCCUAGUAGUGUAGCAUCUAGUGAUAUUCCAGUGACUGCUAGUACUAAUCUAAUUAAUGAGGUGAAUGGAGUUAGUGAAAAGGUAACUGCUGCAGAGAGCGUAGUAGAUGUAGCCCAGACGGAAGCUGCACCAUUGACUGUUGAGUUGGAGACCCCCGAAGCACCUCCAGCAGAAGUGGAAAGCGUGCCAUCUUCCAGUGCCCUUCACGCUGCUCCCUCUCCUCCUCCCACCCCACCUCCCACCCCUCCACCACCAUCUCCUCCCAGUUCGGUUGCUGCUGCUGCUGCUGUUACCACUACAACUCCUUCUCCACCUCCUCUCCCAUCUCCUAGUGCCCUCCCUGUUGUCCAGGGAGAUUUAGAAGGAGAGGAGAGCACAAGAACUACUCUUAGCGAAGAGGUAAAAGAUACUGAAAAGAAGGAAGAGACAGAAGCAGAUGGGCAACUGGAGGAGAGCACGGAGGCUCAGAGUUUAAACUUGAGCAAGAGUCCUGUCCCAGCCCAAACUGCUCUAACUGCACCAAAGACGUGGAAGAAACCAAAAGACCGGACCCAAGCCACUGAGGAGGCGAUUGAGGAGGAAGCAGAGCCUAAAGUAGAAGAGGAUCUUUCAGGUGACAAAGUACUUGAAUCCGACCAGGAGAAAAUGAGCCAUGGGUUUCAACUGGAGAGAGACCCCUCUGAGCUUAAAAAAGCGAAACCUGUGGAGGAGAACGGAGAGCAGGAAGCGGAACCUGUGCGGAAUGGUGCCGAGAGCAUUUCUGAGGGAGAAGGAACCGAAGCAAACUCAGGCUUCACCGAGAGCUCUGGCGAAGGGCCAGUGUACCAGUAUAAACCAGAGCAGUGGAAGCCCCUGGACCCGGAAGGGAAGAAGCAGUACGACAGGGAAUUCCUGCUGGAUUUCCAGUUCAUGCCUGCCUGUAUCCAAAAGCCGGAGGGGCUGCCUCCCAUAAGCGACGUGGUUCUCGACAAGGUGAGAGGAGAGCCGAUAAAACAGGUCAAUCAGCCAAAACUGCCACUGAGAACUCUGGACCCCCGGAUACUGCCUCGAGGACCAGACUUCACACCAGCCUUUGCUGAUUUUGGGAGGCAAAGCCCCGGGGGAAGAAACGUGUCUGGAAGUGCCUGCAAAGUGCAGAGCAACCCUGGAUUGCCUUCCCUGGCUCGGUGCGGGUCCCCAGCAUGCCCUCUCUUGGUCUCGCCUCACCCACCAUUGAGGAACCUGCCGCUAGGGUUGUUGAAUGUUGGACCGAGGAGAUCGCAGCCAGGCCAGAGGAGAGAGCCCAGGAAGAUCAUCACUGUGUGUGUGAAGGAGGAUGUGCACCUGAAGAAGGCAGAGAAUGCAUGGAAGCCGAGCCUGAAGAGAGAAAACCAAACCGAGGACCCAGAGAAUGUCAAAACCCAGGAGCUGUUCCGCAAGGUACGAAGCAUCUUGAACAAGCUGACGCCCCAGAUGUUCAACCAGCUCAUGAAGCAAGUGACAGACCUGACAGUAGACACAGAAGAGAGGCUGAAAGGAGUCAUCGACCUGGUCUUCGAGAAGGCCAUCGAUGAACCGAGCUUCUCGGUGGCAUAUGCCAACAUGUGCAGGUGUCUUGUAACGCUGAAGGUGCCCAUGGCAGACAAACCCGGGAGCACGGUGAACUUCCGCAAGCUGCUGUUAAAUCGCUGCCAGAAGGAGUUUGAAAAGGACAAGGCUGACGACGAUGUCUUUGAAAAGAAGCAGAAAGAACUUGAAGCUGCAACCACUCCAGAGGAGAAGACGCGGCUCCAUGACGAGCUGGAAGAAGCCAAGGACAAAGCCCGACGGAGAUCCAUUGGGAAUAUAAAAUUCAUUGGUGAGCUUUUCAAACUGAAGAUGCUGACGGAGGCUAUCAUGCAUGACUGUGUGGUGAAGCUACUGAAGAACCAUGAUGAGGAGUCCCUCGAGUGCCUUUGCCGCCUCCUGACCACCAUUGGCAAGGACCUGGACUUUGAGAAGGCAAAGCCUCGCAUGGACCAGUAUUUUAAUCAGAUGGAGAAGAUUGUGAAAGAGAGGAAAACGUCUUCAAGGAUUCGGUUCAUGCUUCAGGAUGUGAUAGACCUUAGGCUGUGCAACUGGGUGUCACGGAGAGCAGACCAGGGCCCCAAGACCAUCGAGCAGAUUCAUAAAGAAGCCAAGAUUGAAGAGCAGGAGGAGCAGAGGAAGGUCCAACAACUCAUGACCAAAGAGAAGAGGAGACCGGGUGUCCAGCGGGUCGAUGAAGGCGGUUGGAACACUGUGCAGGGGGCAAAGAACAGCAGAGUGCUGGACCCCACCAAGUUCCUUAAAAUCACCAAGCCCACAAUAGAUGAGAAGAUUCAGCUUGUGCCUAAAGCCCAGCUGGGCAGCUGGGGAAAGGGCAGCAGUGGUGGAGCGAAGACAAGCGAGAUGGACUCCUUACGACCAAGUGCCACGAGUUUGAACAGGUUUUCUGCGCUGCAGCCUCCAGUGUCAUCUGUAUCUGCCUCAUCUCCAUCUUCAGAACUAGAUUCUCGCAGGGCCUUAACUAGUCGCGGGAGCACGGGCAGGGAGAAGAACGACAAACCUCUGCCGCCUUCCCUCUCCCGUCCCAACACCUUCCUGCGGGGCAGCAGCAGUAAAGAGCUGCUGCUCGACAAUCAGGCACAGGAGGAGCAGCGGAGGGAGAUGCUGGAGACAGUGAAGCAGUUGACAGGGGGCAUGGAAAUGGAUAGAAACAGCACAGAGGCAGAGAGGAACAAAGCCAAGGAAUCUGCCAAGCCAGAAGCUUCUCCAGCUCCAGCACAAGAAAAGCUUUCGCUAUCAGAAGAGGAAAUAGAGAGAAAAUGCAAAUCUAUCAUUGAUGAGUUCUUGCAUAUUAAUGAUUUCAAGGAGGCGAUGCAGUGCGUGGAGGAGCUGAGCACCCACAACCUGCUGCCGGUGUUCGUGCGAGUGGGAGUGGAGUCGACGCUCGAGAGGAGUCAGAUCACCAGGGAUCACAUGGGCCAGUUAUUACACCAGUUGGUGCAGUUGGGAAAGCUGAGCAAGCAGGAUUUCUUCAAGGGCUUUUCAGACACCUUGGAGAUGGCAGACGAUAUGGCCAUAGAUAUACCCCAUAUUUGGUUGUACCUAGCUGAGUUGGUGACCCCCAUGUUAAAAGAAGGAGGAAUCUCUAUGAGAGAACUUAUACAAGAAUUUAGCAAACCCUUGCUUCCUGUGGGAAGAGCCGGCGUCUUGCUUGCUGAAAUCUUGCACCUUCUAUGCAAACAAAUGAGCCAUAAGAAAGUGGGAGCCUUAUGGAGGGAGACUGGCCUCAGUUGGAAGGACUACUUACCCGAAGGGGAGGAUGUACAUACCUUUCUCAUGGAACAAAAGUUGGACUUCACGGAGUCCGACUGUUCCAGUUCCUCAGAAGCACUUUCAGAGAAAGAACUCUCUGCAGAAGAGCUGAACAAGCAGCUUGAAAAACUCAUUGUUGAGGACAAGGCAAAUGAUGAACAAAUCUUUGACUGGGUAGAGGCUAAUCUAGAUGAAAGCCAGAUGAGUUCACCUACAUUCCUUAGAGCUUUAAUGACAGCAGUUUGUAAAGCAGCUAUUGUAGCGGAAUCUUCUAGCUUCCGUGUGGACACUGCUGUUAUCAAACAGAGAGUGCCGAUCUUAAUCAAGUACCUAGACUCAGACACAGAGAAGGAACUACAAGCACUUUAUGCACUACAAGCAUCAAUAGUAAAACUUGAUCAACCUCCUAAUCUGUUGCGGAUGUUUUUCGACUGCCUGUACGACGAGGAGGUAAUAUCAGAGGACGCCUUCUACAAGUGGGAGAGCAGCAAGGACCCAGCAGAGCAGAACGGGAAAGGAGUAGCGCUAAAAUCAGUCACAGCAUUCUUCACGUGGCUACGGGAGGCCGAAGAGGAGUCGGAGGAUAAUUAAAACUUAAAAUACAGAGAGAAAAAAAAAAAGAAAGGAUUUAAGUAUUUUUUUAACAAGUUUCACGUCUUCGCCAAUCAGAGUGCAGCAAAGCCAAUGCUCACACAGACCCCCCUUCCCCACACACGCACGAGUGGGAGAGGUAAAAUACAUAACCACCAAGGUGACCGUGGAGGAGAAAAGGUACUUGAAAAACAAACACACACACACAAAAAAAAAGAAGUAAACUUCAAACCUGAGGGCGGGAGCACUAAACCAAAACACGUGUAUUAUUUAUAGAAAAUAUUUUCUGUUUUAAUCUUUUUGGGGUUUUUUUUUUGGUUUUUUUUUUUUUUCUUCUUCUUUUCUUUUUAAACAAGGACUUAGAGAAAAAAAAUAAAAAAAAAGAAACGACCACGAAGCGAAAGGAAUCUGUUGAGCAAAAAAACAAAAGAACAAAAAAAUUAAAAAAAAAUAAAAUAAAAACUUUUAAUUUAUUAUUUUAAGGACUGCAAAUGCCAGUGUAAUUUUUUAAAUUUGCAGUUUCUGUAAACAAAUUGUAUAAUAGAACAAAAGCCAAGAAAUAAAUUUCCCUCCCCUUCAUCUGCACCUCAGUUUUGUUUCCAAGCAUGAGAAAUAGACAAAACUUUCCAGGGGGCUGGGGUGAGCUAGGUGAGGAAGAGACCCGGUUUUAUGUUCUUUUCUUUUUUAAAUUGCCAUCAGAUUUUUCUGCCUGCCUCUCAGCUUGCUUCAGAAACUUAAACAAACAAACAAAAAAAGAACCUAGUAAUCCAAAAACCUACAUAACCUUGGAACGGAAGGAAACGCAAUUGAGAAACACGCUGCGGACCAGAGCGCUCCGAAAACAAAGUAAAACUCAUUUGAACCAGUGCUCCCCUGGGGGAAAAAAAAAAAGUCCUUAGUGCUACUUUGAGAACCUUUAGAGCAACUUUAAGGCUUGUAAAUACAUAGAACAAAUAUUUAAAAAAAGAAAAAAAAAAAAAGAAAAAAAAAGAAAUUGACUCGAUACUAUUUCUUUUCACUUUCAAAAUAUAAAGAACAAAAUAAAGACAAACGUUGCAAGUUUAACAGAAAGUCAAACGACUUCUCCUUUGGCAGCUGCUGAAUGUGUGGCAGCAUCGCUCCCCCCGUCGCGGUGUAGCUCCUCGGUUCCAAAUUGUGUACAUAUAGUGUGUGUAUGUUUGUGUGUCCACCAAAAAGAGGGGUGAGAGCAAUUGUUGUCUAAGAAAAUAAGGAAAAUAUAAGGGGGGUUGCUGCUUGGGAGACCUUUUCUGCAGAGAACUUGCUGGCAGGGCUGCUGCGGGUGUGUUUGGUUCCCAGCAUGUUGUUGGGAGACAACCUCGGGGGUGGUUGGUGCUGAUCCCAGUGUGGUUUUCCCAGCCAUGUGGCUGUGGUGUCUCGUAUGUGACUUGGAUCUGUGGCAUCAUCCUGGGGACCUGGAAUCCUGGUAGCUCCGGAGGUCGCAGCCGCUCGAGCAGAGAACCGACAGCCCCUCACCAUUGCUGCCCUUCGCAUCUCCUGGUCGCCUUGCUGUGCCUGAGGAGCCCAGAGACCCGUAGGGAUGAACACAGGAGCACCCUACACGAGUCAAGAGGAGGAACAAGCAAUGUGAUGCUCUGCCCACCCCAUGACAGUGGCUGAAGGCUGAGUGCUGCCCAGGUACAGCUGAGCAGCAGUCGCUUUGCAGUGCAGUCGGAGCUCCAAACUGAGCUGCUGCCGAGGGGGUGAAGUCUCUUGUGUGUCUCUCCGACAACCAAAAAUGACCUGCUGGCUCUCACUGUGAAGAAGCAUCUACCAUAACGCAAAGGUUGUGAAGCCCCGAAACAUUGUUUGUGAACUGUGGUCCAUGGAGCACGAGUAACCUGUGGAGCACUUGCUGGUGGGCUGUGCAGCACUAGGUGCCCACAUGAUGCUGUCCUUCUCCUUCCAGCUGCUAAAUCACUUCUUUUUUAUAAAAAAAGGGGGGAAAAAGGGAAAAAAAGGUAAAAAAAUGGGAAAAACAAGAAAAAAAAAGGCUUCAGAUACAUUAAAUACUUUCCUAAUCUUACUUUUACAUGUAAACAAUUGCUGUACUUGCAGAAGGAUGUUAUUUGGUCACCGAGGGAAAGGGAGGAGGGAGCCUGGUUGUGGCUAGAGGGGAGAUGUCCCUGAGACACUUCCCUUGUUAACCUGCACUCCACACCAUGAAUUGAGCUAGAGAAUCCAUGGCCUGAAACACUAGAGCAUUGUUUGGGGUUUUUUUAGUAACAAUAAAACACUUUUCUCUGA
Molecule: messenger RNA, 8152 nt
Organism: Strigops habroptila (Kakapo)
Lineage: Eukaryota; Metazoa; Chordata; Aves; Psittaciformes; Psittacidae
Gene: EIF4G3
Product: eukaryotic translation initiation factor 4 gamma 3
Exons: 36
Coding region: 434-5887 (1817 amino acids)
Cellular component (GO): eukaryotic translation initiation factor 4F complex
Molecular function (GO): protein binding; mRNA binding; translation initiation factor activity
Source: RefSeq, a predicted model, not a curated record